Schistosoma rodhaini is the source of this 897-nucleotide messenger RNA. NCBI's taxonomy places the organism in Eukaryota, Metazoa, Platyhelminthes, Trematoda, Strigeidida, Schistosomatidae. The record is from the annotation of a GenBank genome assembly.
AUGAGUGGGGAUUUUAAAAGGCCGAUACCUAUUGUCUGUGAAGAUCCCUUGCUUAGUCAUCUUAUCCUUAUAUUAACUGGUGGUUUUCACCUUCAUUUAACCCGUUACGCUUACGAGAAAUAUAAGACAAUAUUUGAGGGUUACCAGCGUCAUCGUCAGAUAGACACCAACCAAUCAGUCAAAUCAGUCAUCAAAGAAGAACCAAAGCAGCCAAAUGUCACUGUCUUACCUUCAAACGAGGAUAAAAAUGUAUCUGGGUGUCCAUCAAGCGUUAAAAACUUAACAUCCAAAAGUGAAGAGAAUGAUGAAUUAAAAGUCUAUCAGGCAGAUCCCGAUUGCUACAACGGAGCCAUUAGAGAUAAUUACACAUGGAGCCAAACUAUCAAGGAUAUUGAUAUUAAAAUUAAGAUACCAGAAAACGUGGAUGCUCGCAAUGUUUCUGUAAAUAUUGAACGCAAACAUAUUCAUGUUUCAGUUCAAAAAGACAAAAAAGAGAUUUUUUGUUUCGAUGGAGAUCUGUGUUGGGAGAUUCACAAGAAUGAUGCUAUCUGGACCUUCCACUCUAAAGAAAAUCAAAUCCAGCUGUGUCUUGACAAGAUUCAGGAACGGUGGUGGGAGGCAGCUUUUGAUGGAGAAGACAAACUAAACACUCGGAAAAUUGAUUGCUCUCGGCCUAUGCACGAACUAGACGAUGAGGCGCAGGCUAAAAUCCAACAGUUAAUGUAUGAUGAGCAGCGCAAGCGCCAGGGACUACCUACCAUCGAGCAAGAAAAAAUGCAAAACAUACUUGCACAUGCUUGGAACAAGGAAGGUUCGCCUUUUAAAGGAACUCCGUAUGACCCUAGUCAAGUCAAACUAGAGGGUACAAGUAUGCACAUUCAAACACAACCGAUGUGA